Molecule: messenger RNA, 1551 nt
Organism: Python bivittatus (Burmese python)
Lineage: Eukaryota; Metazoa; Chordata; Lepidosauria; Squamata; Pythonidae
Product: vomeronasal type-2 receptor 26-like
Biological process (GO): G protein-coupled receptor signaling pathway
Cellular component (GO): plasma membrane
Molecular function (GO): G protein-coupled receptor activity
Source: RefSeq, a predicted model, not a curated record
AUGGUGACCAAGUUCUACCAGCAUGUCCUGACUUUGGCAUUUGCCAUAAGUGAGAUCAAUGCAAAUGCAAAUAUCUUGCCAAAUCUUACACUAGGAUUCCACAUUUAUGAUAGCUAUUAUGAUGCACGCAUGACUUACUGGACCACACUGGACCUGCUUUUCAAAUCACACCAAUAUAUCCCCAAUUACAAAUGUGACUCCAGGAGAAAUCUUAUAGCUGUCAUUGGGGGAAUGAGUUUGGAUAUCUCAACCCAUGUGGCAGACUUCUUAAGUCUCUACAAGAUUCCACAGCUUCACCCAGUUCUUCAAUGCAUAGUGUUUAACAACUCUGCUGGAGAAACAGUGUUCUUUAAUGAAAAUAGAGAACUGGUCGCUGGAUUUGAUAUUAUCAAUCUGGUCAUAUUCUCCAACAACUCCUUUGUUAGAGUGAAAGUUGGAGAACUGAAUCCUCAUGUUCUUGAAGAACAAAAAGUCACCAUCCAUGAAAAUAAAAUUAUCUGGCCACAGUAUUAUAAUCAGAUGAUCCCCCUUUCUGUGUGUACAGAUUCCUGUGACCCAGGUUAUCAUAAGAAAAAGGAGGAUGGGAAGAAAUUCUGCUGCUAUGGCUGUGUUCAGUGCCUUGAAGGAAUGAUUUCAAGAUGGAAAGACAUGGGCAAUUGUUUCCACUGUCCAGAAGAUCAGUAUGCAAGCAAGAGUAGAGACAAAUGCUUCCCUAAAGUAAUAACCUUCCUUUCCUACAAAGAGCCAUUAGGGAUUAUUCUGUCCUCAGGAGCCUUUUCCUUUUCUUUCACCACAGUCUUGGUGCUUGGAAUAUUUAUUUCACACCAAAAUACUCCCAUUGUCAAAGCCAACAACCGGGAUCUCACCUACAUUCUCCUCCUCUCUCUCCUCCUCUGCUUCCUUUCUUCUUUGCUAUUCCUUGGAGAACCCAACAAGGUGACCUGCUUUCUCCGUCAAUCUGCUUUUGGCAUCAUCUUCUCAGUAGCUAUUUCUUCUGUGUUGGCCAAAACCAUCAUGGUGGUUGUAGCUUUCAUGACUACCAAACCAGGGUCCAACAUGAGAAGGUGGCUUGGGAGAAGACUUUCUAGCUUCCCCAUUCUUUUAAGCGGCCUUAUCCAAGCAGGCAUUUGUGUUGUGUGGAUGGCAACUUCUCCCCCAUACCCAGAUCUGGAUAUGCAGUCACUACCCAAAGAGAUCAUAGCAAAUUGCAAUGAAGGUUCUAACAUCAUGUUUUACUUUGUCCUGGGCUACAUGGGACUUCUGUCCAUCAUCAGCUUCACUGUGGCUUUCCUCACCAGAAAGUUGCCAGACACUUUCAAUGAAGCCAAAUUCAUUACCUUUAGCAUGUUGAUGUUUUGCAGUGUUUGGAUGACUUUUGUUCCAACCUAUCUGAGCACUAAGGGAAAAUAUAUGGUAACUGUGGAGAUCUUCUGUAUCCUAGUCUCCAGUGCUGGGCUACUUGGCUGCAUCUUUUUCCCAAAAUGCUACAUAAUCAUACUGCGUCCUGAGCUGAACACCAAGGAACAGCUGAUAAAGAGGAAGAAAAUCUGA